Molecule: messenger RNA, 936 nt
Organism: Diospyros lotus (date-plum)
Lineage: Eukaryota; Viridiplantae; Streptophyta; Magnoliopsida; Ericales; Ebenaceae
Exons: 1
Coding region: 1-936 (311 amino acids)
Source: RefSeq, a predicted model, not a curated record
AUGGACGCACGUCGCGGACGAGGUCGUGGUAGACCACCGACGCGAGGUAAAGGGCACCUUGUUCCUACUCCCGAGGUACAGGCGACAGAUACAGGAGAUGAGAGACAGUCAGGGCCUCCGGACAUGCAGGAGACAUUGACAGGUUUUCUACAGACCAUAGACGUACUGACGGCAUCUCAGUUACGUCAGGAGCGCAGUCAUGAUGGUAGGACCGCUACGGCCCAAGCGUCACAUUCAGGUACUCUAAGAGCAGGAGAUAGUUCUGGUGCUGCAUUGCUUAAAGAUUUUAAGGCCCUACGUCCACCAGAGUUUAGUGGAGGCGCCGACAUGGUAGAGGCCGAGGAUUGGCUACUAGCUGUGGAGAAGCAUUUGCGAUCUAUAAGCUGUGCAAAGGCCCAUAGGGUUCGACUGGGGACCUUUCUGUUGCGGGGUGACGCCGAGCGAUGGUGGAAGACCACCAGACAGCAAUAUGGUGAUGGGGGCCCGACAUGGACACAGUUUGUCGCGGCGUUCAAUGAAACUUAUGUACAGGCUUGGGUUAGAGAGCGGAAGAUGUUCGAGUUUAUUGAUUUACAACAGGGGAGCAAGACAGUUACACAGUACGAGACUGAGUUCGUAGCAUUAUCUCGUUAUGCUCCAGAGUUAGUGACCCCUGAGUCUCGCAGAGUCAGCAAGUUUCAGAGGGGAUUGCGACCAGAGAUUCGCCACGCCAUGGCUGGUAUCGAGGCACCCGACUUUCCUACAGCUGUACAGCGGGCCCACGUAAUGGAGAGGGACCGAUUAGAGGCUCGAUCAGAUCAGUCAGUCAUGAAGGACGCAGGGAGUAGCAGUAAGAAGAGAAUGGGAUGCGGGUCAGUGCCAGGAUGUAUGUCGGGACGUGUGUUAUCACUGUGGUCAACCGGGACAUUUGAAGAGAGACUGUCCACAAGGGCCUAG